Molecule: messenger RNA, 1834 nt
Organism: Aphanomyces invadans
Lineage: Eukaryota; Oomycota; Saprolegniomycetes; Saprolegniales; Verrucalvaceae
Exons: 4
Coding region: 94-1803 (569 amino acids)
Molecular function (GO): calcium ion binding
Source: RefSeq, a predicted model, not a curated record
CCAGCGUCCCCACCCGCGAUUCCAACACCCGUCGUACCACCUCCGCGUUUGGUCUCUUCACUUGGCCCACAAGUCUUGUCGAGCCAUCGGACGAUGCCUGCUGUUGCUUUUGGCUACGGCACUGAUGUGAAUGCCGUGUGGAGCGGUCCGUUUCUGCGGCGCCUCUUUCACGACUUGGACAGCGACCGAGACGGGUGUCUGACCAAACUCGAGACAUCCAUUGCGCUCCACAGAUUGAACGUCUACGUCCCUCCAUCUCGCAUCUCGACCUUCUUCACUCAGGCCGCCAACUUGACCGAGUCCCAACGCAGCGUCAUCACCUUUCGCCAGUUCCAGGCGUUCGUCUUGGCCGCAAAGGAUGCGAACUGGCAGCCCCCGACACAACCCAAACCAGUUCACGCGACAGCACUGCCGCAACAGCGGGCUCCCCUCGUGCUGGAUGACGUUGGUGCUGCAGCAUUUGAUGUGGAGCAAGCUCUGCCCGAGGUGAUCGCCGCCCGCGUUUUCGAACGCAUGGACGAAACUGCGAGGUCGUCGAUAGAUGCGGAGACAGUGCGCCAAAUCGCGCGCGAAUUAUUGCAAGAGCAACUCAAGAUGCAGCAAACGAUCACGCCUGGCGACACCACCGGACUGGUUGGGAUGGAAGCCGAGCUGACCAUGGAGCCAACCCCAGUUCAAAUGAAUGCUGUCGAGAUGGAAGUCCAUGCCGCCGACCUCGUCAAGGAGUUCCUCGUAGAGCACAUGCGGCAGUUCAAACCUGCUCUCGUGUCGCUACCUUGUCCCUCCAUGCCGAAGGAAAGCCCCCCUGAAGUACCAGAGAUCGCACCGUCCAUGGACCAAGUCGUGGACACGAGAGUCGCCACGAUGGAGCAAGCCACCGACACGAACGACUUGGUUGAGGCGCCGCCGCCAGCACUUCCAUCCGAGGUGGUCGCAGUUGAAGUGCAGGAGAAGCACGUUGUUCGAAACGUGGCGGAUUUGCCAGGCAAAACGUUGCUCGGGAAGUUGCUCCACUGCGAUGCCAUUGGCGAGUGCAACGUGCGAGGCCAGAUGCAGCCCCCCACUUCACUCGCGUCGACACUGCGACAGAUGAGAGCGGCGCGCCUUCGCAGGACUGUUCGACCUCCACCGUCUCCACGGUCCCCUCGACGGCACCAUGCCAACGACCCUCCACCCCCCGCUCCUCCACUGUCUCCCGUUUCAGAAUUCCCCCCACACACGUGGCAGCUUCCAUCACGUCAGCAUAUUCUGCCAGCUCCUCCGCAGGCUUUUCUAGGUCAAGUGCUCCCUGCUGCAUUGGCCGACCGCCCCAACUCGACACCGCUUGACCAGCAAGACCCAGCCGUGGCACAUCCAUCGGCCACCAAAAUCUACUCCUGGGACGCACCGGCCAUGCAGUUGGGUGUAGCUCCUCGACCCACGUCAGUCUCGAGCGUCAACAGCCGCAGUGUUGACAGCAGCGUCGCCAUCGAGUCGCAGAACGACGGCGAGGACCUGCUAUCGGAAGGCGAAGUUUUGCACGUCCCCGACGACGUCAGCGACGGCGAAGUCGACGGCGGUCCGGCGCACUCGACGUUUUAUCAUCUCCACAACGCCCACUGGCCAUCGUCGACUCGUCGGGCCGUUGUAAGUGCACCACCGUCCAACUCGUCGUCCGUGGAAGACGGCCAACUCCACACGCUCUUCAUGCCUGCAUCGUCCAUCGAUGACAACGCGUCCAGCACGGGAUCGAUCGAGUCUGGCGAGUACGUCCACCGCGGACGGGACACUGCCCGCACGAGUGGGGCCAUCGAUUUCGACUGAAAAUGAAUUGAACAUGCAUAAUGUGGCCGCA